GUUUCUGCAUUGUGCGUUGUCUGUUUGACUGAGAGACACCGUUGACUUUGGGGAACUUUCCAUUGUAUCGGCCAUCAAGGGAAACGCCGGGGCGCCGGGCAGCCCGCUCGAAUAUCGCGCCAAAUUGUGGAUCAGCUGGGAGGACGGGGCUCUGCGGCUGCAGUUGGCUGUUUCUAAUAUUAACCGCGAUCAUGAGUGCUCUUAAGAUUUAGAGAACCGACUCAUUUCAUACUGUUUAUUUCAUCUUGUAAUAGAUAUGCUAGCUAAGAUUAUUAUAAGUUGAAACAACACAUGCAAUAACUAUAAAGCAAUAGAUAUGUUUCCUGGCUCGCGAACAUUAGAGCCGUCAAACUCGUGAUGUAAACUUGGCCCGAGGAGCGGGAAACCGCGCGCGCCGGCACCGGAGAGGAGGCGGGUGGACGUCUGCAACGGAAUCAUCUUUAAUAGAGUAAUGAUCGAAUGAGCGCUCGACUCCCUCUUCUGACGCUGCCGUCGGACAGAUAAUGUCUGGUGCCAGGGGCAGCUCGAGACCGAUCCGCGCGGCUCCGGCCAUCCUGACGCGCUCCAAGCGGCGGCGGCCGACCGACAGUCCCGUGUCGGCCAUGGACCAGGGCGCCGGUCCGUCAGCGGUCAGUCAGCUCGGCCAGCAGAGCUGGGGAAGCUCACCGGCUCUCAGCGUCGACAGUUUUUCGAGCACGCCUGCGGCCGGGGAGAGCCUGAGCUCGCUGGCGGCCAGCACGCCCGGCUCCAUGGAGAGCCUGGACUCGGACUCGAGCAGGACGUUUCUGCGCGGCUUCGAUAGCCAGUGGAAGCGGCAGCGGGCGCGCACGCCUCCGCCCUCGAGCUGGUCAAAGUUCCGUGAGGCGCAGGUGAUGCCGCCGCAGAUCCGGCAGCGGGUACCGCCGCUGCCCGAUCUGCAGUGGACGGAGGCCGAGGAUCUCUGGAACAGUAUGCGCACAAAGGACUACAGCUACAAGCGGGACCCUGCCCUCAUGAGCCACCACCCGGCGCUGAAGCCCCACAUGCGAGCCAUUCUCAUCGACUGGCUGAUUGAGGUGUGUGAAGUACACCGACUACACAGGGAGACGUUCUACCUCGCGGUCGAUUUUCUGGACCGCUAUUUAAGUCGCGCCCGGGACCUGCCUAAAUCACAGCUCCAGUUGGGAGGCAUCACUUGCCUCAUGAUCGCCGCCAAGCUGGAGGAGAUCUACCCGCCCAAGGUGGCCGACUUUGCCUACGUCACAGACGGCGCCUGUACCCAGGAGGACAUUCAGGACAAGGAGCUGGUCAUCAUGAAGGUGUUGAACUGGUCCCUGUCACCAGUCACUCCUCAGCACUGGCUGGGCACCUAUCUGCAGCUCACAAACAUGGAGGAAACCAGAUGCGGUGACGCGGUGACGGCCGAGGAGUUCACCAGUCCGCAGUUUUCGGCGCUCCAGUUUGUCCAGAUGUGCCAGCUCAUUGACCUGGCCGUCAUGGACAUGGCCUCGAUCCAGUUCAAGUACGGUGUGUUGGCCGGCGCCGCCUUCUUCCACUUUACCAGGAACAGGGAGCUCACCAUCAGGAUCUCCGGCUACUCGUGGUUCGAGCUGUCGCCUUGUGUCACCUGGCUGGGCCCAUUCUACGUGACACUGCGUGACCACCUGCUGUGUCACGUGCCGCCGUUCGAUCGAGUGCCCGACACGGAUCGACACAAUAUCCAGAUCCACGCCGUCAACUUACAGAUCCUGGAGGAGGCGCAGAAGCGGUCCGAGGAGCAGGAGGCCCAGCUCUGCAUGUCUCCUCAGGCGACCGCCGAGCGACCCGACUUCCUGACCCCUCCGGACUCGGGCGGCCGGCACCGGCCCUGAGCGACCCGUCCGCACCACGACGGGGUCACGAUGGGACGUGGUGGGACCGCGGCGGGACCCGGAGCCACCGACCAGUCAGAAGCGCCGAGACGGGCGCGGCGGUGCAGUCCGCCAUAUAAAAAAUACAGCGGCGGUCCUCGUGGGGGCCGGCCGCGCUCAGAUAGCACUGCCAUCUUCCGGCGCGCUGCCGAACUAUCAGUUGCGUGGUGGCGCUGUGGUAGUUAUUUAUUUGCGAGGCGAGCGGCAGGGCCGCCGGCAGUGCGUCGGGUAGGGUAGGAAUCGGCCGGCAUCGGUAGAGUAGCUCUGGACGGGCAUUGUCGCCGGCAGCCCGGCGGCGGUUUCCAAAGAUCUCUGUCGACGUGAGGUCGUCCCGUCUGAGGGGUCCGCCAUCAGCGCUCUGGGGGGCGUGUGAAGUCACUGCGCCGCGACCGAACCGGCGCAACGGUCUGAAACCAAGCAGGCCGCACCGCCAGUUUUAACCGGUUUAUAGCAGAUCUAGGAAUUUUUCCAAUGAAAUGAGCCCUUUUACCAGCGCCGGUGGAGUUUUAUCAUCUCAACUGCCUUUUAGCCGUGCCUCGCCUCCACCCAGCGUGCGUUUAUCACAACGAUGUGACACUGCCGACGAUAUUUUGUCCCAACGAACCACAGUUCAUAGCCGAUUGUGUUUUUGAGUGUAUGUUUGCGUGCCUGUGUGGGGAAGGUGGGUGUAUACGCGUGCGGGGUGGGUUGUUUUUUUGUUUUAUUUUCUCGCGCCGCCGUGACGCCGCGGUGGCUGCGAGCGAUCUCUGUUCUGCUCACCGGGCGCCGCGCACCGUCAACCGCUGACGGUGCGUCGAUUGGCCGAGCGUCGCGGGGCGACGAGAGCCGGAGCGAGAGAGCUGCUGUGUGUAGGCGGCAUUACACUGGUCUGGGCCGCGGAGUGUCUGUGUCGCGUCCCCGGUGUGUGUUCGGGGGAGACUUGUGCUCAUGGAGGGGUGAGGCUGGGACCCGACCCCCGUGUACGAGCGAUUCGCUCCCUGCUGGCGUUUAAAGGGACCUCCGUCUGGGCUUUGGCCUCGAGGCGCCCUGUGUCGAACCCAGAGGCACGGUGGGGCUGGAUGAAAUCGCUGUCAACAUUAUGUUCCAAAUUCACGUACGAUCCAUACAUUGUCCUGAGUUUUGUGUUGUACAUCUUGAUCAAUAAACAUGAAUUGUACUUA
Amphibalanus amphitrite is the source of this 3049-nucleotide messenger RNA. Its product is annotated as G1/S-specific cyclin-E-like. The record is from RefSeq and is a predicted model, not a curated record. The coding region runs from base 504 to 1850 and encodes 448 amino acids. Gene Ontology annotation, biological process: G1/S transition of mitotic cell cycle; regulation of cyclin-dependent protein serine/threonine kinase activity. NCBI's taxonomy places the organism in Eukaryota, Metazoa, Arthropoda, Thecostraca, Balanomorpha, Balanidae. Gene Ontology annotation, molecular function: cyclin-dependent protein serine/threonine kinase regulator activity. Gene Ontology annotation, cellular component: cytoplasm; cyclin E1-CDK2 complex; nucleus. The transcript has 10 exons.